AUGGAAAACAGCACCGAGGCGACCGAGUUCCUUCUUGUGGGGCUGACAGAUGACCCGAGCCUGCAGAUCCCACUCUUCAUCACCUUCUCCCUCGUCUACCUUUUCACUCUGCUCGGGAACCUGGGGAUGGUCCACUUGAUCCUGUCCGACCCCCGCCUCCACAGUCCCAUGUACUUUUUCCUCUGCAACCUCUCCCUGGUGGACAUCGGUUACUCCUCAGCUGUCACUCCCCAGGUGAUGGCAGGGUUCCUUACAGGGGAGAAAAUCAUCCCCUACAAUGCUUGUGUCACCCAGUUCUUCUUCUUUGUCGCUUUCAUCACUGUGGAAAAUUUCCUCUUGGCCUCCAUGGCCUACGACCGCUACGCAGCAGUGUGCAAGCCCCUGCACUACACCAGCACCAUGACACCCGGGGUGUGUGCGCGUCUGGCCGUAGGCUCCUACGCCUGUGGCCUCCUGAAUGCCUCCGUCCACACCGGGGACCUUUUCAGGCUCUCCUUCUGUAGGUCCAACGUGGUCGAUCACUUUUUCUGCGAUGCUCCUCCUCUCUUGGCUCUCUCAUGCUCAGACAACUACGUCACCGAGAUGGUUAUUUUUUUGGUGGUGGGUUUCAAUGACCUCUUUUCGGUCCUGGUCAUCUUGAUCUCCUACCUGUUUAUAUUUCUCACCAUCCUGAGGAUGCGUUCAUCUGAGGGACGCCAAAAGGCCUUCUCAACCUGCGCUUCCCACCUCACUGUGGUCUCCAUCUUUUACGGGACAGGCAUCUUCAUGUACUUAAAGCCCAGCUCCAGCCACUCCAUGGGCACCGACAAAAUCGCAUCCGUGUUCUACACUAUGGUCGUCCCCAUGCUGAACCCUGUGGUCUACAGCCUGAGGAACAAAGAGGUCAAGGGUGCCUUUAAGAAGGCUGCAGGGAAGGCAAAGUCCUCUAUAGGGUCCAUAUUUUAA
Molecule: messenger RNA, 945 nt
Organism: Miniopterus natalensis
Lineage: Eukaryota; Metazoa; Chordata; Mammalia; Chiroptera; Miniopteridae
Product: olfactory receptor 5B12-like
Biological process (GO): G protein-coupled receptor signaling pathway
Cellular component (GO): membrane
Molecular function (GO): olfactory receptor activity; G protein-coupled receptor activity
Source: RefSeq, a predicted model, not a curated record